AUGUCGAAUGAAAUUGCUGCAAACCGCUCGGGGCUCAAGGACUUUAUCUCUUCCAUAGCGACCAUCUCGGGAGAUCUUUCAAAUAUUACUGCGCCGCCUUUUGUACUAGCCGACAACUCAACGGUUGAGAUACCACAGUACUGGGCGGACCAUCCAUAUCUUUGGGCUGCGCCGGCGUUGGAAGAAGAUCCUGAGAAGCGCGCGUUGCUUGUGCUGAAGAACUUUCUGGGCUCAUUACGAGGGCAGCAAUAUGCGGGGCGGAACGAGGAGGAUGGUGUCAAGAAGCCGUUGAACGCUUUUCUUGGCGAGCUCUUUCUCGGCAGCUGGAAUACUGAGGAGCUGGGAGAGACAAGGUUAGUCUCCGAGCAGGUUGGCCAUCAUCCACCAGUAACGGCGUGCUACCUGUGGAAUAACCAAGUUGGCAUCCGAGCUGAAGGAUUCACGGAACAAGAGAUCACCUUCUCAGGAAACGUCAGUAUCAAGCAAAAGGGUUAUGCCCUUGUACAUGUCGACAAAUACAACGAAGACUACCUCCUGCCUUUGCCAAAUAUCAAGGUUAAGGGUCUGUUGGGUGGGGUCCCACAUCCGGAGUUGUACGGUGAAUACUCUCUGAUCUCUUCGAACGGAUACAUAUCGCACAUCAAAUUUGAAGGCAAAUCCUUCUUUGGUUCCGGUCACAAGAAUGGAUUCGAAGCAAGAUUCUUCCACGCAGACCGACCUGAUGAGACAAUCUACACAAUCGAGGGAGCUUGGAACAGCACGUUUACCAUCAAGGACGCGCGGAACGGCUCCGAGGUGGAGACAUUUGACGUUAGGACCAUCAAGCACAUACCCAUGACUGUGCCUGACCUUUCAGAACAAGACCCCUGGGAAAGCAGAAAAGCAUGGAGCGACGUCAUCUCCUCUUUGCAUAAAGGCGACAUGAAGGGCGUCACAACAGCGAAAAACGCAGUCGAAAACGGCCAAAGGCAAAUGCGCAAGGACGAAGAAGCAAAAGGCGAGGAAUUUAAACACAUCUUCUUCAAAAGAGUACCCAACGACCCAGUCUUCGACAAACUAGUCAAGCAUGACCCUCAAGCUUAUACCGUCGACCCCUCGGGCGGCAUAUGGAAAGUCGACAGGGAAGCCGCGGAGCAGCGACAACGCCCGUUCCGCGGCGACCUAACACCUUCAAACCAUAGAGUAGGUGGAGCGCAAAAACAGGGGCAGACGCAAGAGGGUAGGCGAUCAAUUAAUGGCCAAGAUCAGCAGCACAAUGGGGCUGCUGGCGCGGUGGAUGCGGCAACGACGUCUAACGGCAACGCACCGGACGUGCCGGUUCAGGUUGGAGCGCUAAGGAAAUCGGUCGGCGACGCAACGCCUCGUGAAGAACGGCGUCCAGAUUCGGCGGUCGAGAGUAACGGGGAUUCCCGUCGUCAAUCGGCUAACGUAGUCGAGGUUACUGAUCAGAUGGUUGAGAAUUUUUUGAGAGCCAAGACGAGUAACCUGCGCUUGUAG
This is a messenger RNA of Alternaria atra, 1497 nucleotides long. RefSeq lists its product as uncharacterized. Gene Ontology annotation, molecular function: oxysterol binding. NCBI's taxonomy places the organism in Eukaryota, Fungi, Ascomycota, Dothideomycetes, Pleosporales, Pleosporaceae. The coding region runs from base 1 to 1497 and encodes 498 amino acids. Gene Ontology annotation, cellular component: intracellular membrane-bounded organelle; cytosol; membrane. The transcript has a single exon. Gene Ontology annotation, biological process: piecemeal microautophagy of the nucleus; exocytosis; endocytosis. The record is from RefSeq and is a predicted model, not a curated record.